Molecule: messenger RNA, 1293 nt
Organism: Diaporthe amygdali
Lineage: Eukaryota; Fungi; Ascomycota; Sordariomycetes; Diaporthales; Diaporthaceae
Exons: 5
Coding region: 1-1293 (430 amino acids)
Source: RefSeq, a predicted model, not a curated record
AUGGAGGCCGCUGGCUUGGUUCUGGGUGCCCUGCCGCUGGUGAUCCAAGCUUUCCAAACAUACCGAACAAUACUUGCAACCAUGAAGAAUACCCAACAUGAAUUGAACUCGAUGAUUCGCGACUUGAAAACUGAGACAUUAAUCCUGCAAAACACGUGCGAGACCUUGCUAAGGGGUAUUGCUUCAGACUCUGAAAUUGAGGACAUGAUAGAAAAUCCUUAUGGCGAUGCAUGGAAGGGAUAUGACGACGAAGUGAGGUUGCGCAUGUGGAGAUCUGGGCAAGUUUUCCAGGAUCGGGUUGCAGACAUGAUGAAAGCAACAUCAGAGCUUCAGGAAAGGCUGGCCCUGGACGGCGAGGGCAAGGCGCGACUCACCGACCGUGCUUCCAUAUUGAUUGAACUGAGAUGCAAAACCUCCUUCACCCUCAGGAAAGACCAAUAUGUUAGCAUUCUUGCCAGAUUGCACGAUGGAAACGCCGUGCUGAGCGAACUAGCGAGACAGAACAGUGACUUGGAGUCAACCAGACGGUCACGAUCACAGACAAAGGCAGCCCGUCUCAUUCGCAGACUGUCCGCGAGUAUAUUCUCUGCCCUCCAGGGAUCCAUGAGAUGUAGCUUGCUCGGCACUCAGGGGAAAAGCUCUCAGAGAUGGGACAAUAUGCGCGUCAGGCUGGCAGAGAAGGAAGUCAGUCCACAGGUUUUGACGAUCCCACCAGCACAGCCCCAGCCGCCGAAGAGAAAACUCAGAUGGGCUUCCUCCUUGUCCGUCCGACCAACAAAAAUUGACCCUAGCUCUUCGUCAUCAAAAGCACCACUCAAUUCCUCAACAACUCCCGUGACUCACGCUGCCCUACCCCGAGCUCACAUUACCGACCUGUGCCAGAUACUGCGGAAAGGAAAAUGCCUGUCUUCACAAUGCUACGGCUUCAUCAAUGGCAAGUCAAACCAAUUUGACCUGUAUCAUCAAGAUGGCCCAUUGUCGUGCUGUAGCACCAUCACCCUGAGGCAAAUCUUGGAAGGCAAAGACAAGAACAUCAACAACCUUGGGUAUCCGGAAAGAUUGAAGCUCGCCUUGACACUUUCUUUCAGUGUCCUCCAUUUGUACAACACACCUUGGCUAUCGAAGAUUGUUACACUUGACGACAUCGUUUUCUUCCGUGGGGAAGACACCUUGGGAUAUUCCGAUUCCAGCGAUGACGAACAGACUUAUAGAUUCCACGCUCCUGUCACUUGGAUUGGCAGGUCCUUCAAAAUGGCGGCAUUAACUAUUCAGGAGCCGUUCGGUGGUGCUUAG